Molecule: messenger RNA, 2803 nt
Organism: Sorghum bicolor (sorghum)
Lineage: Eukaryota; Viridiplantae; Streptophyta; Magnoliopsida; Poales; Poaceae
Product: heavy metal-associated isoprenylated plant protein 33
Exons: 3
Coding region: 524-2311 (595 amino acids)
Molecular function (GO): metal ion binding
Source: RefSeq, a predicted model, not a curated record
UUUUUUUUUUUGUGGGGGCGUCUCUCUCCUGGUCGUGGACCACGCCGCCGAGUGCCGAUUGACUGCAGGCGCUCGCUUAACAGCCUUGGUUUUCCACAGACACGGACUCUAAUAAACAGCCGAAGGUCUGGCCUGCUGGGUUUUUUUUUUUUUUUUUGAUGAGAUGGCCUGGCCUGCUGUUAAGUCCGUCUCAUGCUCGACUGCUCGUGCGUCUCCAGGAGUAGAUUUAUUCAAUCCAUUCCUUGUGUGAGGGGGAGAGUGUCAAGUGACAGUAUUUUAUUGCGAAAGUUGCCUAUAUUUGAGCCGAUCCUGUGAUCGUCCCCCCUCUCUCUCCGCCGAGAGUGGAGUGGAGUCGAGGACGAGGAGAGGCAGACGAGACCGACCAAGAAAUGCUCCCUUCGCGUGCCGCCGUCACUGUUCUUCUCCUCCCUCCCUGAUUUCAGUGCUCUCCUCUCUCAUAUCACCAGCAGAUCUGAAGCCCAUUCCGUCGGAGCCUGCGGCGGAGCGUGAAAAGUCGGCCACCAUGAGUCGCGAAGAUAUCCUCAAAGUCCAGACCCUCGAGCUCAAAGUUCCUAUCCACUGCGAUGGAUGCCUGAAGAAAGUGAAGAAGAUUGUCCAAAAAAUUGAUGGUGUGUACCAGAGCAGCGUCGACGCGGCGCUGGGGAAGGUGACGGUCACCGGGCUGAUGGACCCGGAGACCGUCAUCACCAAGAUCCACAAGUCCGGCAAGCCGGUGCGCGUCUGGGGAGAGAAGCCUGGCGUGCCCCUGGAGGUCCAGCUUGAGAACCUCAAGCUUGGCAGCGGUGGGAACGGGAAGGGCCAGCAGCAACCCAAGGACGAUGGCGGCAAGGGCAAGCAGCAACAGCCCAAGGAUGCUGGUGGCAAGGGCCAGGCCAAGGACGCCGGCGGCAAGGGACAGGGCCAGGGCAAGCAGCCCAAUGGUGGAGCGGGUGGUGGUGGCGCCGGUGCCGGCGCGAAGGAGGCGAAGGUGGUGGCGCCGCCGCCGCACCCGCAGCCGACUCCGUGGAUGAACAUGCAGGGAAUGAAGUUCCCUCCGCCGGAGGUCAUGCCCAUGGGCGCCGGCAAGAUGCCGAUGCCGAUGCCGUUCCCGGCGGCUUCGACGAAGGCGCAGGCCGCGGCGCCCAAGGACCCGAAGACGGUGAAGUUCGACCUCCCCGGGGGCGAUGAGUUCGGGGACGACGACAGCAGCGGCUUCGGCGACGAGUUCGACGAAUUCGACGACAUCGAUUUCGAGGAUGACGGCCUCGACGACGACCUCGACCUCGACGACGACCCCGCCAUGAUGACGAGGCCUAUGGCCAUGCCACCGGCUGCCGGCGGUGGCGACAAGAACGGCGGCAACGGCGGAAAGAAGGGUGGCGGCGCGCAGCAGCCGCCGCAGAACGGCAAGGGUGGUGGCAGCGGCGCCCCGGGCGGCGUGAGCCAGCCCGGGCAAGGCAAGAAAGGCGGCGUCCCCGCCGGCGCCGGUCUCGGUGGGCCCAUGAUGGGCGGUGGCGCGCCGCCGCAUCCGGCGGGAAGCAUGAUGAUGAGGCCGCCCCACAUGAUGGGCGGCGGCGGCGGCGCGGGUUUUCCCGGCAUGGGCCCGAUGGGCGGUGGCGGGCCCCUUGGCGGCAUGCCGAUGGCCCAUCCCCAAAUGGGUGGCCCCGGCGGCGCUCACGGCAAGCCUGCUGGCGGCAUGCCGAUGAGCGGCCUCCUCCCCCACAUGGGUGGCGCCGGCAUGCAGCCAGGCGGUGGUGGCGGGCACGGCAAGCCGGCUGGCGGCAUGCCGAUGGGCGGCCACCCCUACACGGGUGGCGCGGGCAUGCAGCCGGGCGGCGCGCACGGCAAGCCUGCUGGUGGCAUGCCGAUGGGCGGCCACCCCCACAUGGGUGUCCCCGGCAGCGCCGCGCACGGGAUGCCUGCUGGUGGCGGUAUGCCUGCUCCUGGGUUCUUUCCGGGCAGCAGCAUGCCGGCGGGGCAGGAGAUGCUGGCCAAGUCCCAGCUGCCACCGCAGCAGCAGCAACAGAUGGCCGCGGUGAUGGCGCAGCAGCAGCAGCAGAUGGCUGCCAUCAUGGCGCAGCAGCAGCAGCAGAUGCUGCUGAACGGGCACGGCCACCACCACGGCCACGGCGGCCAGGGGUAUCCACCACCGCCGGCAGCGAGCGGCAGCUACGGGUACGGGUACGGCCGGGCGCCGAUGCCGCCGCAGUACCCGCCGGCGGCGCCGUACUACUACGGGAUCCCUCCGCAGCGUCACCCGCACGACAACCUGUUCAGCGACGAGAACCCCAACGGGUGCUCGGUCAUGUGAGGCGACGUCGGUCGCCGGCCGGCGGCAUGCUGAAUGCUGAUGCUCUCUCCGGAUGAGAAACUGAACCAGCUGCAGCCAACCGGAAGGAGGGGAGGAGAGCUCAGGCCGUCGGAGGUGAUCACCGUGCGUGGACGUGGAUGGAAGCAGGGAGGCGAUCGGCAGCCACAACCGCCACCCCAGAUUUCCCUUUUCUAAAUUUCCCUUUACUUUUCUAGUUUAUCAUUUUCAGCUUUAAUUUACUUUUCUUUUUUCUGAACAAAAAAAAAAGAGAGCAGCUUCCUUGGAUUGGAAGGUAGGUAUAGUAGAGUAACUAUGAUAGUGGUGAUAAGAGAUGAUGAUGGUGCUUUGGUGUGAGCUGAAGGAGGAGGGAGGUGAUGCUAGCUGAUAGCUUGCUUCCCUUCAUUCUUUCUUGCUCCAUAUAAUGUGAUGAUGAUGAUGGUGGUGGAAUGAAUGAAUGAACAAUGUGCAAAAACAAGGUUAAAUGCCAAGCCA